This is a messenger RNA of Chaetomium globosum CBS 148.51, 303 nucleotides long. RefSeq lists its product as uncharacterized. Bases 1 to 303 code for a protein of 100 amino acids. The record is from RefSeq and is a predicted model, not a curated record. NCBI's taxonomy places the organism in Eukaryota, Fungi, Ascomycota, Sordariomycetes, Sordariales, Chaetomiaceae. The transcript is spliced from 2 exons.
AUGGCGGUCGGCUACGUCGACAACUUAUCCAAGGGGCCCCAAGCACCAAGCAGCUGGAGAGCAAGGGCGGUGCCGCUGAAGUACUGGGAUAUUCUUGUGCAAAUGGCCGUCGAGGGCAAACAUCAAUCCGAGCAUGCGGCAAACGUUUUCAAGCAGGUUCUUGACGACCCAGAGUCCAAGGACCUUGGGAAAAUGCAAGAAUACCUACUGGAGAUUGGAGUCGCUUUCGGGGAUGGGGAAGACGAAGACGCAGCCCAAGUGAAAGGCGAGCAGACAGGAAACGUGUUGGCAGGGCUGCCGUGA